This is a messenger RNA of Annulohypoxylon truncatum, 1005 nucleotides long. RefSeq names its product aldo-keto reductase. The coding region runs from base 1 to 1005 and encodes 334 amino acids. The transcript is spliced from 9 exons. Gene Ontology annotation, cellular component: cytosol. Gene Ontology annotation, molecular function: aldose reductase (NADPH) activity. NCBI's taxonomy places the organism in Eukaryota, Fungi, Ascomycota, Sordariomycetes, Xylariales, Hypoxylaceae. The record is from RefSeq and is a predicted model, not a curated record.
AUGGACCUCCCUGAAACCUUCGUUCUGAACAAUGGUCGCGUGGUUCCCGCCAUUGGCCUAGGAACUUUUCAAGGCGAAGAAGCAAACUCUAUUGUUAAGAAUGCCGUGAAGCUAGCUCUGGCACUGGGAUAUCGACACGUUGACGGUGCUCACGCCUACGGAAAUGAAAAGGAAAUCGGAGAAGCCAUCAAGGAGAGCGGAAUUCCUCGACAGGAUAUAUUUGUGACGUCGAAACUCGCGCAGACGUGGCAUAAGCCUGCAGACGUCGAAAGAGCCCUGAACGAAUCGCUCAAGAACCUCCAGUUAGAUUAUGUUGAUCUGUAUCUGAUGCACUUCCCUCAUGCUUAUAAGGCUGGCAAAGACAACAAGACCAUAAGACACCCAAGCGGUAAUGGCAAGCCUGUGAUUGACUACGACCUCUCUAAACGUUAUCCGGAGACGUGGCAAGCAAUGGAAGAGCUUGUCGCCUCUGGCAAAGCACACUCGAUUGGAUUGUCCAAUUUCAACAUUCUUAAGACCAAAAGAAUUCUCGAGAUCGCGAAGAUUAUUCCGGCUGUCAUCCAAGUUGAAAUCCAUCCAUACCUCCCACAGCAUGACCUCCACACGUUCUCGGUCCAGCAUGGUAUCCUCGUCAUGGCCCAUCAACCCCUUGGUGGCCGCCCUGUAGCCCUCGUCCGAGGACAUCCUGACGAGCCGUUUCCAACGGAAGACCAAAAAAUCAGAGACAUCGCAUCAAAGUGUAACAUGACUCCAGCACAGGUUUGCCUAUCCUGGGCCGUGCAAAGAGGAAUCCCAGUUGUUCCCAAGUCCGUCAAUGAGGCGCAUAUGAAGCAGAAUCUGCUGUUGAGAAGACUCCCUGACGAUAGUUUCGCCGUCGUAGAUCAACUUUCUUCAGAACGGGGCCCGCUUCGGUUUCUUGACCCUGGGCGGCACAUAGGAUUUGACAUUUUUGACGAAGAAGAGGACCAGCCGAUAGAUGAUAGCGCGCCCUGGGAUCAUUGCUAA